AUGGUGACAGUUCAGAGUCAACCUGCAGGCUGUGGCCCGUUCCGUCCUGACACCCCCGUCACUUGCCAGCCCCUUCCCUCAGCCUCCCUGAGCCUGGAAGCCAGGAGCCCCUCUACCAAGGUGCACCAGGAAGGAGAACUGCGGCGCCUCGGCCGAGCCCCGGAGGUCGCCUGGGACAUCAAGCAGUGCGUCCGCCUCAGCGUCCACCCCAGCAACAUCUCCGUGUCCCAGUUCAGCGUCACGCUGAUCCUGGAGGCCCAUAACGUCCCAGAGUUGUCUGCAGGGGUCAACUGUACCUUUGAGGACCUGGCUGAGAUGGACGGUCUGGUGGAGGGGAACCGCAUCAGGUGCAGCUCGCCUGCCGAGAAGGAGGUGCCUCGCAUUAUCGUAGACAAAGCUGAUCACCAGAUAGUUCAGCUCUACCUCAAGUCCAAGGAGACAGGCCUGGUCUUCGCCAACACCAGCUUUGUCUUCUACAACUGCAGCGUCCACAAGUCGUGUUUGUCAUGUGUGAGAAGCCCCUACCAGUGCCACUGGUGUAAAUACAGACAUGACUGCACCCACGACCCACGCACCUGCUCCUUCCAGGAGGGACGCGUCAAGAAGCCAGAGGAGUGUCCCCAGCUGCUGCCCACCGAGCGCAUCCUGGUGCCGGUCAACGUGGUGAAGCCCAUCACCCUGCGGGCCAAGAACCUUCCCCAGCCACAGUCAGGACAGCGGGGCUAUGAGUGUCUGCUCACCAUCCAGGGCGUAGAGCAGCGGGUGCCUGCGCUCCGCUUCAACAGCAGCUGUGUUCAGUGCCAGAACACCUCGUACUCAUAUGAUGGGAUGGAGAUGAGCAGCCUCCCUGUGGACCUGACGGUCAUCUGGAACGGAGACUUCAGCAUCGACAACCCUGCCGAAAAUAAAGUUCACCUGUACAAGUGUGAUGCCCAGAGGGGUAGCUGUGGCCUGUGUCUGAAGGCAGACCCCCUGUUUGGCUGUGUGUGGUGUAAAGGGGAGAACCGCUGCACCCUCAAGCAGCACUGUCCCCACCCUGAGAGCCAGUGGCUGGAGCGCAAUGGACUCAACAGCAAGUGUACCCACCCACGCAUCACCCAGAUCACUCCGCUGCGGGGGCCUCGGGAAGGGGGCACCCUAGUAACCAUCCGGGGGGAGAACCUGGGCCUGGACUUCAGUGAGAUCCAGGGGAACGUCAGGGUGGCCGAGGUGGACUGUACCCCCGUCCGCGAGGGAUACAUCCCCGCAGAACAGAUAGUGUGUGAGAUGGCGGUGGCAACGCCGAGCCAGUUCGCCAACUACGUGGAGGUGUGUGUGGGGGGUGUGGGGGUCAGAGAGUGUCCCAAAGAGUUCAGGGCCGUAUACUCCAAGUACUACUACUUCGUGGUCACCAGACUGAUCAGCCUGAAGCCCAGCCGAGGGCCCGUCUCCGGGGGAACCAUCGUCAACAUCACCGGUAGCAACCUGGACGCCGGGAGCAACGUGUCCAUCAUGUUCAAGGACCAGAAGUGCACAUAUCACAGGAGGGGCGGCCAGUGGAUCACGUGUCGCUCCCACGCCUCGCUGCAAGGAUAUGGAAACGUCAGUGUGUCAGUGACGGUGGACAAGGCCCGCAUACAGAAAGACUUGAAGUUUGAGUACGUGGAGGACCCCACUAUCAUCAAGCUGGAACCUGAGUGGAGCAUCUUCAGUGGACACACACCUGUGACUGUGACCGGCACCAACCUGGACAUCAUACAGAGCCCCCUCAUCAGAGCCAAGUACAACGGUCGAGAGACGGUCAACAUAUGCCAGGUGUUCAGCCCCACGUCCAUGCUGUGCCAGGCCCCAGAGCUGCCCAUCAGCCUGGGCAGGCAGAGGGAGGUGCCAGCGCAGCCCGAUGAGUUUGGCUUCAUCCUGGAUGACGUGCAGGCAGUGCUGGCCCUCAACAACACGCC
Molecule: messenger RNA, 1937 nt
Organism: Oncorhynchus nerka (sockeye salmon)
Lineage: Eukaryota; Metazoa; Chordata; Actinopteri; Salmoniformes; Salmonidae
Product: plexin-A4-like
Exons: 14
Biological process (GO): semaphorin-plexin signaling pathway involved in axon guidance; regulation of cell shape; regulation of cell migration
Cellular component (GO): semaphorin receptor complex; plasma membrane
Molecular function (GO): semaphorin receptor activity
Source: RefSeq, a predicted model, not a curated record